Molecule: messenger RNA, 829 nt
Organism: Rubroshorea leprosula
Lineage: Eukaryota; Viridiplantae; Streptophyta; Magnoliopsida; Malvales; Dipterocarpaceae
Source: the annotation of a GenBank genome assembly
GUAGAAUUAGUGAGGAAGAGAGAGCUACCUGAGAUAGAUCUUGUACUUGUUUUUCUUUACUCUCUUUGGAGAAUGGACAAAAAGUUUGUUGCGCACCCCAAAGUCCCUACAAUGCCAAGGGAGAUGCCAAAGUUGCCUCUGCCAUGAAGCCAAGCUCUUCGACGCCAAUGAUGAUGAUGAUGAAGAACUUAGCUGCCUAGAAGAUCCUAGUCCCUACAACGCCAAGGGAGAUGCUUUGAUCGGCAUGAUGCCUCGGCUUCUUGAUGGGUUUGACGAGGUUGUGGUUGGCAGUGUUUCGGAGCCAGAGGCAUCUAGAAAGUGUGUUGUAGGGAAGGGUGGCCCUGGGGAUGUGGCGGUUGCUAGGGACAAGGGGGUGAUUGGAGGUGAUGUUGUGGACACAAACAAGGGCGAAGGGGCGGAUUGCUUGGAUGGGAACCAAAGCACUUAGGUUUUUGAGUUUUAUCAAAAUCAAUUACAGAUUUUGUAGAUUUGGGAAAGGGGCGAAACACCUAGGUCUACCUGGGGAAGGAAGCUCGGGAUUAAGGGAGAAAAAAUUGGGAAUUUGUGGAAGGAAGUGAAAAUUUCUACUGUCGGCUGAAUGGGUCUUUGAGUUUUAUCAAAAUCAAAUACAAAUUGUGGAGAUUUGGGAGAGGGAAGCUAGGGAUUUCGGGAGGGAAAUUUGGGAAUUUGUGGAGGGAAGUGAAAAUUUCUAUUGCCGGUUGAAUGGGUCUUUGAGUUUUAUCAAAAUCAAAUACAAAUUGUGGAGACUUGGGAGAGGGAAGCUAAGGAUUUCGAGAGGGAGAUUUGGGAAUACAGGGAGGGAAGUGAA